Saccostrea echinata is the source of this 662-nucleotide messenger RNA. RefSeq lists its product as uncharacterized. The transcript has 4 exons. The coding region runs from base 186 to 644 and encodes 152 amino acids. NCBI's taxonomy places the organism in Eukaryota, Metazoa, Mollusca, Bivalvia, Ostreida, Ostreidae. The record is from RefSeq and is a predicted model, not a curated record.
CGUUUAUAUAGCGUGUAUAUCUUUAACGUCCAUGUACAUGUACAUUUUUAUAUCAAUGGUAAGUGACUUUAUAGGGAGAGACUACUCAUGCUGGUGAAGGAUUAUUGAAAGAUAUCGAAUUUUGUGAAAUUUCAAAACUUACAAGAACAGUGGUGCAGAAUUGCCCAAAAGAUAUUGCUGGAGUAAUGGAAGCUUCAAACAGAAAGAACUGCUCAGACAUUAAAAGUACUUGUAUAGGGAGGUUAGAGUACCAUUGUGUUAUCAAUCCUUGGGGAAAUCUUACAGUGGAAGUAUGCGCACCAGCCACAAACAUUUCUAGAGGUUCUUGUACUGAGUACAAUGAGGGCGGGGGGAGAAUACAAGAGAAUUAUAUAAAAAUAUGUGAAACAUGCAGGAAAAAGUACUUGUCUACCGACUCAUAUAAAUAUCAAGAAUGCUAUCAAAAACAGAACACUGAGGACAAUAAUUUGCCUUAUCCACUAGAGAAUGGAGAAUUGUUUCAUAAUGCAACAAAAUUUGUAGAAAAAUCAAGAAAUAGAUCUCAACUAUUUCAUGUCCCAUCCACAAAUACUGGAUUUAAAGCCAACAUAUUUGGAGUGAUCCACCUACUCAUGAUACAAAUGCUGCUGAUAGUUUUGCUAUAAUAAAUAAAUGCAUCAUCA